Molecule: messenger RNA, 1172 nt
Organism: Sander lucioperca (pikeperch)
Lineage: Eukaryota; Metazoa; Chordata; Actinopteri; Perciformes; Percidae
Product: polymeric immunoglobulin receptor-like
Exons: 5
Coding region: 75-1172 (365 amino acids)
Cellular component (GO): plasma membrane
Molecular function (GO): transmembrane signaling receptor activity
Source: RefSeq, a predicted model, not a curated record
ACCAACGAGGGAAAUAGGAACUGACAGAAACCAGUGAAGUAGAGAACAGUCUCACUGAGGAUAUCAGCAUCCAAAUGAGCACAAUGAGGAACUUUCUUCUGAUCUUUCUCUCGCUGAUGAUUACAGGCUGGGAGGCCUCAUCUGAUGUGAAGGGAUGCACAGACGGAUGGGUGGAAUUCACCUGCCAGCAUAAAACAAGUCAACAAUAUCAAAGAGUUGAUGUAGUUAAGGGCAGCAAAACAAUCAUACAAAGCACUGAAAAUAAUGUGUGGCAGACCGAGGGCAGAUUUUCUGUUUACCAUGAUGCAGCAAAUAGAAAGCUCAGAGUGGUAGUGGUCAUCAAACAACUUCAACGUGGGGACUUUGAGAAUUACACGUGUACAUUUAUAUUGCACCAAAAAUCUGACUGUGAUAAAGUGAACUUGAAAGUUGAUGACGGCUGUCAGACACCAUUUCAUCAAACUGCGUACAGAACAGCUAACACCACCAUCUCAUGUGACAAAAGAAAGUCUGAAGUCAUGUUUUUCUGCAAAGAGAAUGGUUCAAUCUGUGAGGAUAUUUUAUCAACAAAAUCUUCUCCGAAGUCAAACGGGUCCUUCACUCUCACAGAGACCAGCAGUAGCUUCAACAUGUCCAUCAGUAAUGUGUCCUCAGAGCAUGCUGGUGUCUACUGGUGUGGAGUGGAAACAAAUAAGGGACGUAACAGAGCUGCACUCAGAAAAAUACAGCUGGAGGUUAAACAUACUUUUACUAACUUCACUAAGUCUCUAACUGUUGGACAGAAUCUCACAUACUGGUGUAAAUAUCCAGAGGGUACUACGAUAAAAUUCAUCUGUAAAGGAGAAGAUCCAUCUAUAUGUAAACCGAUAGUAAGCACCGCACAGAGCAACGCUGGAAAGUUUUCUAUGAUGGAUGACAAAGUGAAAAAUAUCACCAUAACAGUGAGAAACGUAACAACAGAAGACACUGGGACAUACUGGUGUGGAGCAGAAAGAAAUGACCCAAAACAGAGCAACCCAUUCUUCCACAGGCUCAUGAUGAUUGUCGUACCAGCAACAAAACCACCAAGACCAACCCCACCCACAUUUCCUGUUUCUUCAACCAAGUCAACUACAACAACUCCUGCACCUGCUGGGAGACGUGGUAAGAGGUGGAACGUCUGCUGCAGAUGA